AUGUCUGCCGCGGCAGAGGGUCCUGCCCAGAAGAAGCGGAAGUUCGCAGAUGUUGAGCAGGACAACCUGCCCGAAUGGCUGGCUGCGCAAUUGGAAGGAGUUUGCACCGAGCAUCAGAGGACGGCAGUCCGGCAGUGGUUCGCCAGUUAUGGCAAGCAAGACGUGGCAACCAUGCAGGUGCAAGUUUUAGAUCUUGCCGUUGGCAAAAUCUUCCCCAACGUGCCAGAGUCGGACCGAGUGCGCAUAGUGUCGGCGCUGCACAACGCAACGCGCCCUGCUCCACCGGAACCCGUCGACAAAGAUGGCUUGACAACGAUCACGCGUGACUUUUAUGAGAGCAGCGUCUUCAUGCGUCAGGCACUCCUUGAUCCCAAUCUCAGUGCUUUCGAUCAGACUACCGGCCAUGGAACCGAAGACAUCCCCCAACCUGUGAAGGCAAAAAUCAGGACGAGGUAUGGCAACAAAUGUGCCUUCUGUGGCUUGUCAGAGACUCUUCUUACAUCGCCACAGAAGCCUCGCAAACUCUCUUGCGCCCACCUGUCGCCACGCCCACAGAAUUUCAAUCAGGGCUUCAGAGGCGAGUUUCGAGUGACCUCCGAGCGCAACUUUCUAUUGCUUUGCGGAGCUCAUGGCAAGAAAGAUUCUUGUCACGAUGGCUUCGAUUCUCACAAGCUUGCGCUUUUACCAGCUUGCUUUGGGCAACCGUGGACAGUGCUCAGUUGCUACGGGUCCAGAAGAGAAGAGGGCCACGGGCCACAACUGCAGCAACCAGCAUUUCGGAAUUUUUCCGAACACAUGCUGUACUACCGUGCGCUCGCAACACGUCUACACAAGUUCUAUGUGGAGAAUGCAAAAGCCUGCGAGCAGAUGCCGAACUUCGGGGCUAUGGUCAGCGGGAUCAGAGAUGUUUCGUUAGCUGAGAGCCGUAGAGGGACGCGGGACAGGUCGGCUUUGUCAUCGGAUUGCGUCCUAUCUGACCUUUCUCCUUCCGCAUCGGCUGUGGAACCGCAUGCGCUGCAACGAGUCGAUGACACUUCUGUGCUUCAGACCUCAACUCCUGUGGUGGUGCCACCGCGCUGGCCAAAGCCAAAGGUGGUUCCGCCGCGACAAUCCCAAUAA
Molecule: messenger RNA, 1119 nt
Organism: Symbiodinium necroappetens
Lineage: Eukaryota; Dinophyceae; Suessiales; Symbiodiniaceae
Source: the annotation of a GenBank genome assembly